CAUUUUAGUUAUUUUGUCUCUGUUGCGGCACAGCCAUUACGGUCUGUUGCAGCCAAAUAGUUAUUUUGCACCACAAUCACCUGGAUUCUGCCCCCAAAACCACACACUGAGUCCCCGACCUUCCUCAUUGCACCCUUCGAAUCCCUCGUUCUCUUCAAAUCAUUAGAUGAAGCAGAAACAGUAGAGAUAUAUACAGAAAGAGGGCAAUAAAUGGAUGAAGAUAGAAUAGGUUUGGUGUUGGCAAGGGCUUCGGAGUUGAGGUCCAAGAUUACCAACUGUAUUCGACAGGCAACUUCUGAAGUGGAAAAUCAAGUUAAGGAAACUGAUAACAAAGAAUCUGAAGCAAGCCCAGUUGCAGAAGAUCAAGAAUUAGAUGAUGAUGAAGAAGGAAUAGAGAGUCUGCUCAAUAUUAGAGAUGCCCUUGAAUCGCUUGAAGCCCAGUUAUCUUCUUUACAGGCAUUACAACAGCAGCAGUGGUAUGAGAAAGAAACGGCCCUGGCCGAGAUAGAGUACAGCCAGGAAAAGCUGCUCAAGAAGCUGAAGGAAUACAAAGGCAAGGACUUGGAAGUUAUACACGAGGCUAUUGCUUUUGCUGGCGAAACAGAGGACGAUAAUGAUCUCCUCCUUCCUCCAUAUCCAACUCGACCAUCUUGUUUGCUAGUUUCAGAUAAUGACCAUAUUUCAAUAUUUUCUUCCACUCGAAAGUAUGCUCAAAAUGAGGUAAUAAGUGGCAGAGUAAAAAAUCUCCCUGAAACAACAAAAAAUCUCGAAACGGAUAGAAACCAGACACGUACUUGGUUGAAAGGCCAUGGUAUGAAGUCAUUUCUUGGUGCAGCAGCCAGGACAGCCCUUACUAUUGUUGGGGUAAUCUCGGUAUUGAGUUUGGCUGGUUUUGAGCCAAGGCUAAAGAAACGGGACAAUCAAUUUAAGAUUUUAGGCAGAGUUUGGCUGCAAGGGACUGGUGAUAAUGGAACAUCUGAUAAUUGUCCCCCUGGAAAUAUCCCAGUGAUCGAAAAUGGUGAAAUGCGGUGUAUUGUGAAAGAGAGAGUUGAAAUUCCAUUCGCUUCAGUUGUUUCUACACCUGAUGUGAACUAUGGAUGUGGAUGAAAUCAUUUUUCCCACUUAUCCCAAGGGGGAAAAAUGGGAAAAAUGUCUGGCGUCGUUGUUUUCGUUCUUUUGUACAUCCCCGAUCUGUUUUAACACUGUGUAACUGGAAUAACUUGCUUAGAGUCUGCAGUCUUGAUAAUUUACUGAUUUCUUUCCUUCUCAUUUUUCAAAUUGUUUGUCCCGAAAAAUGGGCUCUUUGUUAAGAUCUUCAGGUUGUAGAAAUUAUCAACAGAAAAAUUUUAAGGUUCA
This is a messenger RNA of Olea europaea var. sylvestris, 1356 nucleotides long. RefSeq names its product plastid division protein PDV2-like. The record is from RefSeq and is a predicted model, not a curated record. The coding region runs from base 211 to 1107 and encodes 298 amino acids. The transcript is spliced from 2 exons. Lineage: Eukaryota; Viridiplantae; Streptophyta; Magnoliopsida; Lamiales; Oleaceae. Gene Ontology annotation, biological process: chloroplast fission.